Molecule: messenger RNA, 1229 nt
Organism: Salvia hispanica
Lineage: Eukaryota; Viridiplantae; Streptophyta; Magnoliopsida; Lamiales; Lamiaceae
Source: RefSeq, a predicted model, not a curated record
AUGAAACGCAGCAACAGAUGCAGUGCUCUACAAGAGAAUUUUGUGAAUGUAAGUUCUGUCACAUUUGAUUUCAUUGAGGUGUCUCAGGAUGUUAAUCCUCUUCUUCAUUGUUUUGUCCCGGCAGUGCAUUACAGAGCAUGGACUGAAAGCACACUGCACAAGUUUGAAGACACAUGGCAUGAACAACAACCCCUAGAGCUUGUCCUUGGAAAAGAGAAAACUGAAAUGACUGGGCUGGCUGUUGGCAUUUCAUGCAUGAAAGCUGGUGAACGUGCCUUGUUACACGUCGGUUGGGAAUUAGGGUACGGAAAAGAAGGAAACUUUUCGUUUCCAAAUGUAGCUCCAAUGGCAGAUAUUGUCUAUGAAGUCGAAUUGAUUGGUUUUGAUGAAACCAAAGAAGGGAAAGCUCGUGGUGACAUGACAGUAGAGGAGAGAAUUAGUUCUGCAGAUAGAAGAAAGAUGGAUGGUAAUGCAUUAUUCGCUGAGGAAAAGCUGGAGGCAGCAAUGCAACAGUAUGAAAUGGCCAUAGCAUAUCUGGGAGAUGACUUCAUGUUCCAAUUGUUCGGGAAGUACCGCGAUAUGGCGCUGGCAGUAAAGAAUCCUUGUCACCUUAACAUGGCAGCAUGCCUGAUAAGACUCAAGCGCUAUGAUGAAGCCAUUGCUCAGUGUGGCAUUGUCUUGGUGGAGGAUGAAAACAAUGUGAAAGCACUAUUUAGGCGUGGCAAAGCUAGAGCUGAGCUUGGGCAGGUGGAUUCUGCUCGUGAAGAUUUCCUCAAGGCACGAAAAUAUGCCCCAGAAGACAAAGCAAUAGCAAAAGAGCUGCGUCUGCUAGCAGAACACGAUAAAGCUGUUUAUCAGAAACAGAAAGAGCUUUACAAGGGAUUAUUUGGAAAAAGUCCAGAUCCCAAGCCGAAACCCAAAAAUUGGCUGAUAUUAAUCUGGCAGUGGUUGCUCUCAAUAUUUUAUAGCCUUUUCAAGCAGAAGAGGCAGAAAGAUGAUUGAUGAGUGGUGAGCGAUAUACAUAUCAAGUUUGUUGCUAUCUAAUCAGAUGCUGUUACCGAUUGCACAACUCUGUAAGCAUUCUCUCAGAAUGUUUGUUAUUUAACAGCCUAUUUCAGAUUGCACAUUUGUUUGCCUUUAAUUCCUCUGUUUCAGAGCUGUUUAAGGUGAAGUUUCUCCUCAAUUUCUUAGAACUUGAUAUGAAUUGUAUUCAGUGAUUUCUUCUUUCA